This is a messenger RNA of Symbiodinium sp. CCMP2456, 2643 nucleotides long. The record is from the annotation of a GenBank genome assembly. NCBI's taxonomy places the organism in Eukaryota, Dinophyceae, Suessiales, Symbiodiniaceae.
AUGGAGGACGGAGAUUUAGAGGACUGGGAGCUGGUCGACCGCACUGAGGCUAGGGCCCAACAGGAGAAGGCCCGGAGCCUUCAUCACAAGAAGUGCGAGCAGGAGCAUCGUCAGGCCGCAGAGGCGCACCGAGCCCUCAUCAAUGCACAGCAGGCGGCAGAGCUGGGCAAGCUAAGAGCCAAUGAAAGGUGCAUCGACGAUGUUCAUCGGGUCUGUUGCAUCCCAGGCACUGCCACAAGUAUUGUGGGAAUUCUUCUGGAGACACCUCUUGUUAUUCGUACCAAGACGGAGCACCGCUUCGGAGACGCGCAGAAUAUUAUCAUUACUGGUCUCUCUUUGAAGGCUGGUGCGCCACAUUCUGCUGCUUCUUUCUUGUGUGAGCUCAGCCGAGACCACGUCGCACGCUACGUUGAUGAGUGCAGACUGUCGCUACCAGGAACUGCCAAAUGCCCGUGUGAACCAGAGGAAGUCGAGCAGUUUAUCUGCCUUGACAAUGCAGAGGUCAAGUUGUCCAUCUCUUCAUGGGGUAUGGGGCGCACACCAAUCACCCACAGCGCUUUACAGGCCAUUGCGCAAACCGCAAAAGCUUCGGGACUGGGCUGUGCAAUUGAAACUGCUCUGGCGACCGUUCGAACUGCCUGUGGCGGUCUCCAGCACUGCGCAGAGGCGUUGGCGGGACACCUGGAGCAUAGGCAGCGACUGACAGAAGACGGUGGCUCGGAUGCUCUGAUACAGAUGUCCUCGGCCCUCAAGAAUGUGAGUGGAGCCCGGGUUCCUAUACUGGAGGUGAGCGCCAAACAUCAGUGGGACAUUCUUCGCGAAGCUGUGCAGCCUGAUCACUGGAUUUCGUCUCGAACGUGCCAUGAAUGCAUGGAGUGCUUCAAGCCGCUUCGGAGCCUUCGCGUGGAGAGAGAGUCCCGAGAGGAUUCGGAGGGUGCAGAUGGAACAGACUGGAGCUCAGCUCACCAUUGUCGGCAUUGUGGCCGAGUGGUCUGCCACAACUGCGCGGUCGUCCGUGAGUGUGUCCCUUGGCGUGGGGAGUUCCAGCCCGUGCUUGUGUGCAAGCCCUGCAAACCCGUGGUGCUCUUGAGAAACCUUUGCCUCCAACACCUGCAGAGCUUCAAUGCUCAGAUCGAGCUGGUGGCCGCGGGCCUCAGCCCACCUGUGGAGCCGACGAAAGGUCGGGGGAAAGGACCCCCGCCCAUCCCACCCCCGCCACCCAAGGGCAAGGGUCGAGGGACUGUCCAGAUCAAGACUGGGGACGCACGACGCGGCCGCGGCUUGGGAGCUCUGGGAGAGGACAUCAAGGAUCAACUCAGUGAGCUGGCAGAUUUCGUGGUGGUUCCUGCCGGUGUCGCUGCUAGGCCCAGGGCAGCCAUCAGCAAACCCAAGGAGGUUAUCAUCUUGACCAAGCACGAGAGCCUGAAGUGGCAUGUGGCAAGCAAAGGCUACCGUCCGCAUCUUGCGGAGAUUCUGCGGUGCCUGGAAAGUCUAGAACUCCAGGAUGGCUCCAGCGACGUCUGGUUUGAUGCCCUGGAGCAGAUCCUGCCCCUCGAAGAGAAGCUCUCGGAGGAAAGCCUCCAAAAGCUCCAGGCUCUGAAGCCUCAAGACGAGGAGAAGCUCCGGGAGUACGAACAGCACAUACGCUUGCUUCUCGCCGUGCCACAGCUGCCGAUGCGUUGGCGCACUCUGCGACUUCUGCGUGACCUGCGAAGCGAGCAGGCAAGCUUUAUCUCCAAGUGUGCUGCCAUUCAAGCAGCCUGUGCUGCCCCACUCGUCUGCAAUACAGACGGCAUGUGGGUUCUCCGGAGCGAGGUCAAGAACGUCAUCGCCGCGCUGCACCACGGCAUCCAGCCGAGCUGUGAAAGGUUACAGGAGCUCGUCUCACGGACCCAGGUUGGCAGUGGCAAGCUGUUGCUGAAAAAGUUGUGGCAAGCAGGAGAGAAGCAUCAGUACAAGGACUUUGACACAAGAGGCUUUGUGCACAUCUUGGCGCCUGUGCUUCUGGAGGGAGACGCAGCAUGCGCUAUGCAAGAGCUGAUCCAGCGCUUCUUGGAUCUGCGCAAACGCCAUGGCGAGCUCUUGUCCAGCUGCCCGAUGGAAGAACUGGCACAUCCACAGAACUUGCGGGAGGCCUUGGAUAGCAUGAUGCUGACUUUCCAAGAGCUCGAAGCACAGAUGAUCCGGUGCUUGGAGCUUGGUGGUCGAUGUCUGGUGGCAUUGGGACAGUGGUACGAAGCCAAGCCCCUGAAGAGCUUGGCUGAGUCCGCGGUCCUUGCCCGGGCCAUGGAUCAGAACCUGCAGAGCCUGAAGAAUCUGACACGCAGCUUGCGGGACGCUCAACCUGACGAUGUCAAGCGGACACCAGCCGCCAAAGCUCGCAGCAGAUCGAGUCUGAGUACAUGCAAGCUGCCCAAAGCCUUCAAACGAAAAAUUGCACCGGAAGCUCGCAGAGCCUCGAAGGGGACGCGCCCAACAAAACCAUCAUCGGACGAGGAACCGACACAGAGGGCGACGGGUGUGCAAUUCCGUGAUGCCCAGGACCAGGAGCGUUUCGGAUCCAGCUCGGAGGAGACUUGCGACAGUGACGAGGGACGACCUCGACCUCGGCGAGAUCGCGACUUUCAGACUGAGCGAAGCUGA